Chelmon rostratus (copperband butterflyfish) is the source of this 2814-nucleotide messenger RNA. It is a transcript of the gene gabbr2, whose product is annotated as gamma-aminobutyric acid (GABA) B receptor, 2. Gene Ontology annotation, biological process: G protein-coupled receptor signaling pathway; gamma-aminobutyric acid signaling pathway. Lineage: Eukaryota; Metazoa; Chordata; Actinopteri; Chaetodontiformes; Chaetodontidae. The transcript is spliced from 19 exons. Gene Ontology annotation, molecular function: G protein-coupled GABA receptor activity. Bases 1 to 2814 code for a protein of 937 amino acids. Gene Ontology annotation, cellular component: membrane; G protein-coupled receptor heterodimeric complex. The record is from RefSeq and is a predicted model, not a curated record.
AUGGCUCCAGCCCGGAGGGACUGCAGCGGCUGGGAGAUGUUCCUCCCUACGGGAUGCCUGCUCCUCUCUGUUUUGCUAUUUCACCCUACCCUGGCCAAGGUGUGCAACGACCGCACCAAACACGGACAAGACAACAGCUGGUUCGCAAGGGACGGCGAAAACUUGCCCAUCAUGGUUCUAAUGCCCAUGAACGAAUCGGCCCUGAUGAGCAGCAUCAGCCAGGGGAUCGAGCCGGCGGUCCAGCUGGCCAUCCAGCACAUACGGGAGUCCAGGAAGUACUCGUUCUCGCUCAUCACCAAAAUCUACGACACCGAGUGUGACAACGCCAAGGGGCUGAGGGCCUUCUUUGAUGCUAUAUGCUACGGUCCCAAACACCUGAUGAUCUUCGGCGGCGUCUGCCCCUCUGUGACCUCCAUCAUCGCAGAGUCUUUGGAGGGCUGGAAUCUGGUGCAGCUGUCAUUUGCAGCAACAACCCCAGUUCUGGCAGACAAGAAAAAGUACCCCAACUUCUUCCGCACCGUCCCAUCAGACAACGCUGUGAACCCAGCAGUAGUGAAGUUCCUCAACUACUACAACUGGAGCCGCGUGGGGACCCUCACACAGGAUGUCCAGAGGUUCUCAGAGGUGAGGAACGAUCUAACCAGUGAGCUGGAGAAAGCAGACAUUCAGAUCGCAGAUACAGAGAGUUUCUCCAACGACCCCUGUGUCAAUGUCAAGAAGCUCAAGGACAACGAUGUGAGAAUCAUCAUUGGCCAGUUUGACGAGAACCUGGCCUCUAAAGUCUUCUGCUGUGCGUAUAACCUGAACAUGUUUGGCAGUAAAUACCAAUGGAUUAUCCCCGGCUGGUACCAAGGCAACUGGUGGGAGCAGGCCAACUCUACCAACUGCACCACCAAGAAGCUGCUCACGGCCAUGGAGGGAUACAUCAGUGUGGACUUUGAGCCGCUCAGCGCUCGGCAGAUCAAGGGAAUCUCUGGCAGGACCCCUAAGGAGUACGAGAGGGAGUACAGCCGAGAGCUUCAGCAGAAAGGUGUGGAGGCCAGCAAGUUUCAUGGCUUUGCCUAUGACGGGAUCUGGGUCAUUGCUAAAACCUUCACUCGCGUGAUGGAACUGCUCCGGGUAAAACAACGGCAGAACACCUACCACAACUUCACUGUGGACGACCGCGAAGUGGGAAAAAUGGUGCUCGAUGUCAUGAAUGAGACCAACUUCUUUGGUGUUACGGGCCAGGUCAUGUUUCGGAACGGAGAGAGGAUGGGCACAAUAAAAUUCAACCAGUUUCAAGAUGGCCAGGAAGUGAAGGUGGGAGAGUACAACGCAAUUGCUGAUGUGCUCGACCUCAUCAACAACUCCAUCAGGUUCCAAGGCGUGGAGCCCCCCAAGGAUCGUACGUUUGUGCGCCUGCAGCGGCGCCACAUCAACGUGCCCCUCUACAGCAUCCUGUCCACCAUCACCAUACUGGGCAUGCUCAUGGCCGGGGCCUUCCUGUUCUUCAACAUCAAGAACCGCAACCACAGACUUAUCAAGAUGUCCAGUCCCUACAUGAACAACCUGAUCAUCCUCGGAGGCAUGCUCUCCUACGCCUCCAUCUUCCUGUUUGGCCUGGAUGGAGGUUUUGUCUCGGACAAAGAGUUUGAGACCCUCUGCACUGUGCGUACAUGGAUCCUCAUUGUUGGAUACACAACAGCUUUCGGCGCCAUGUUUGCCAAGACCUGGAGGGUGCACGCCAUCUUCAAAAAUGUCAAGAUGAAGAAGAAGAUCAUAAAGGACCAGAAGUUGUUGAUUAUCGUUGGCGGGAUGCUGCUAAUCGACUUAUGCAUCCUCAUUUGCUGGCAGAUUGUGGACCCACUUAAAAGGACUGUGGAAGAGUACAGCUUGGAGGCGGACCCUCAAGGCCGAGACAUAGCCAUCCGUCCCUUCUUGGAGCACUGUGAGAACACCCACAUGACCAUUUGGCUGGGCAUCGUCUAUGCCUACAAGGGACUGCUAAUGUUGUUCGGCUGUUUCCUGGCAUGGGAGACCAGGAACGUGAGCAUCCCUGCUCUCAACGACAGCAAGUACAUCGGGAUGAGUGUUUACAACGUAGGAAUCAUGUGCAUCAUCGGCGCCGCGGUGUCCUUUCUCACGAGGGACCAGCCCAAUGUCCAGUUCUGCAUUGUGGCACUGGUGAUCAUCUUUUGCAGCACCAUCACGCUCUGCCUGGUCUUCGUUCCCAAGUUCAUCACCAUGAGAACCAAUCCAGAUGCAGCCACCCAGAACCGGAGGUUAAAGUUCACCCAGAACCAGAAGAAGGAAGACUCCAAGACCUCCACCUCAGUCACCAGCGUCAACCAGGCUAACACUUCGCGACUGGACGGGCUUCAAACUGAUAACCACCGCCUCCGCAUGAGGAUAACAGAGCUGGACAAGGAGUUGGAGGAAGUGACCAUGCAGCUGCAGGACACCCCUGAGAAAACACCCUAUAUCAAACAGAACCACUACCCAGAUGGCAACAACAUCCUCAGCAUACGCAACUUCACGGAUGGCAAAGAUGGAGAGAAGUCGAUACUGAAGAACCACCUGGAGCAGAAGCCUCAGGCGCAGUGGGGCUCCAUGGAUCCUUCCAGAAUAAACAGAGGUCCCCUGGAGGAUAUCAACUCGCCUGAACACAUACAGCGUCGACUGUCCUUGCAGCUGCCCAUCCUGCACCAUGCCUACUUACCCUCCAUAGGAGGGGUUGAUGCCAGCUGCACCAGCCCCAACGGCAGCCCUGGUUCCAGCCCACGGCACAGACACAUGCCCCCUUCCUACCGGGUAAUGGUCUCUGGCCUGUGA